UAAAGUAACUUAAGAGUUGCAAAUUUGAACAUGAAACAAAAGUAGUACCAUGUCCGAGCUUUGGAAAAAUUAACGACCGACCGUCGGAUGGGAUGGGGUCCACGGGCCGAGAGAGCGGGCGUGGGUGGCCCAUUAGCCGUGGGCGGUCGGGGCGUUACAGAAAUACCAGUAGUUAUGGAGACAAGAAAUGCAAAGGGAAUACGUGCUUACUUGUUUUUGGUUCUCUAGUUGUGCUUGGAGGAGUUCGUUGUACUCACUGGCCUCCUUGUUCCGAAGCUUACUCGAAUCGUUCCUCGUCGAGUUUUGCCCCGCGGAUAGUUUCCGACCUCUUCCUCCGAUGACCGGCGACGGGAGAGCCGUCGAUCUGUUUAAUCUUUUCCUCAGCGUGAGUCGCAGAGGCGAUGCCGUUUCGUGGGAUGAAGUUGCUCGAGAGUGUGGAUUAGGGUUUAAUAACGCAUCUUCUGCGAAGUUGAUCUAUGUUAAGUAUCUUGAUGCACUUGCUAGGUGGUUGAACAGAGUUGGUUACGAUAGCGUUGAGUUGUGUGGAGUCUCGGAUGGUUUGAUGGCUAGUCUUAAGGAUUUUUUAUGUGAGGUUAAGAGGAGGUAUGGUACUACUGCUUCGAGGGAGUUAGGAGCUGAGCUUAAGUGGUUUGUAUCAAAAGCUAAGAGAAGUUGUGGUGAUGAUGAUGAUGAUAAGAAGGUGGAUAAAGUUAUGAGACUUGACUGCUCUUUUUCGCCUGGGAAGAGGAAACGGGAGUGUCCUUUGGAGACGUUGAAAUGGUUAAGAGAGGCUGCUAAGGAUCCAUGUGAUACUUGUUCUAUUGGUUCUUUGCCUGAUAGAUCAAAGUGGGAAGCUUAUGGAAGGGAAGAGCCGUGGAAGGAGCUUCUUCUGUUUAGGGCUUCAAGAACAAACACUGAUCCGUCUUGUCAAAAGAUUUGGCAGAAAAUCCAGAAGAUGCAUCCAUCUCUGUAUGAGGAUAGUACUGGACCUAGUUACAAUCUGAGAGAGAGACUCAGAUUUGAUGGGAGUGGCUCGGCUUCAGAUAGUUCAUCAGAUGAGGAGGAUAGACCAUGUGCUCGAGUUGGCUCACAGUUUCAGGCUGAGGUACCUGAGUGGAUUGGCCUCAACACCGAAAGCGAUGCAAAGUGGUUGGGCCCUCGGGUCUGGCCGCUGAGCAAAGAACAAAGCAACAGUAAUCUUCUUAUCGAAAGAGAUCCUAUUGGGAAAGGAAGACAAGAUCCAUGCGGCUGCCAAAACUCAGAUUCUGUUCAAUGUGUCAGAUUCCAUAUCAACACAAAACGGGAGAAACUGAAACUUGAACUUGGUCCAGCUUUCUACAUGUGGUGUUUUGAUAGUAUGGGUGAAGGUACUCUGCAGUAUUGGACAGACUUAGAACUGAAGAAAGUAAAGCUUUUGAUGGCAUCUCCACCUACACUUAGCCCAUCUUUCUUCAGUGAGCUGAAGAGUAUCCUUUCUUCAAAGAGCAGAGAAGAGAUUGUGAGCUACUAUUACAACGUGCAUGCUUUUAGGAUGACUGCAAGAAAACACUAGUUAACGAGCCAAUACCUUCUAAGAGAGCUUCUCAUUUCUUCAUCUUCCAGUAGGCACCAUCCCUUUUUCAAGAUCUGGACAAACAACUUAGGGAGUCCUUUAGUUGAUCCUAUUAUUAUAGGUAAGAUCAUCAAUCUUUGUUUAUAUGUAGAACUUGUUUUUACUGAUCCUCCGUUAUAAUAAUAGGUUCAACGAUUUUUUUUU
Molecule: messenger RNA, 1756 nt
Organism: Raphanus sativus (radish)
Lineage: Eukaryota; Viridiplantae; Streptophyta; Magnoliopsida; Brassicales; Brassicaceae
Product: AT-rich interactive domain-containing protein 1-like
Exons: 2
Coding region: 188-1552 (454 amino acids)
Molecular function (GO): DNA binding
Source: RefSeq, a predicted model, not a curated record